This is a messenger RNA of Penicillium taxi, 1377 nucleotides long. RefSeq lists its product as uncharacterized. Gene Ontology annotation, biological process: GPI anchor biosynthetic process. The coding region runs from base 1 to 1377 and encodes 458 amino acids. The transcript is spliced from 3 exons. Gene Ontology annotation, molecular function: GPI mannosyltransferase activity; alpha-1,6-mannosyltransferase activity. The record is from RefSeq and is a predicted model, not a curated record. Gene Ontology annotation, cellular component: mannosyltransferase complex; endoplasmic reticulum membrane. Lineage: Eukaryota; Fungi; Ascomycota; Eurotiomycetes; Eurotiales; Aspergillaceae.
AUGUCCUCAAUUGGCCCACGCUUCGCCAAGUUACUCCAAUUAGAUAAUCCUAUUGGAAGCUUGACAGCUGCUUUCUGGCUAUGGAAAGCUUUAUUGUUCAUCGUGGUUGCUGCCUGCCCUGGUCCGGGCUAUGACACCUCAACUUCUUUGGUAUUGGAUGCUGGCCAUGACGGGUCACUUCCUAUGUCAUUGAAGUUCGCCCGCUGGGAUUCCAUAUAUUUUCUCCAUACCUCUGAGCAGGGAUAUGUCUUUGAGCAAGAGUGGGCUUUUAGCUGGCCGAGACUUUUGAGCUUCUUUGUUUCUGGUAGAGAUGAUCUGAUUUCUUUGGGAGAUACAUGCUUAGUGAUUCGCUGGUCGGGAGGAGAAGAUGGGACGGUCACUACCGUGGUAGUCGGGGUUGCCGUCUCCCAUUUUGCGCACUAUCUUUCGGUUCUAGCUCUAUAUGGCUUGUCCGGCAAUAUCUUCGGUGACGAGACAGUCACCCAAAGACUCAUUUGUUUCUUAUCAGCUACACUUCAUAUCAUCACACCCGCUGGAGCUUUUCUUUCUGCCCCAUAUGGAGAGUCCACGUUUUCCUUUCUCAACUUUUCAGGAUUCUACUUCUAUUCGUCUUCCCUGAUUGCGGAGCGCAAACGCAUUCCGGCUCUGCGGGACUUCAAUGUUCUCGUAGCAUCUGUGUUUUUUGCAAUUGCCACCCUGGUCCGUAGCAACGGUAUCCUCAGUGGAUUUUUAUUUGCUUAUGAUGCCGUGUUGCUGGCAUGGGAAACUUUGACUCAGGGUCCCUCUGUCCACACCCUUCGUCGGUUGGGUGUGGUUGUUCUGGGAGGAUGUAUCGUGGCUCUAGGGAUGAUAGUACCCCAGAUCUCCGCAUACCAUAUCUAUUGUACAGGGAUGGAAGCUCGACCGUGGUGCAGCUGGACUGUGCCCAGUAUCUAUACCUUCGUCCAGGGAUUUUACUGGAACGUUGGGUUUCUUCGAUACUGGACCAUAUCAAACCUGCCACUAUUUCUGCUAGCAGCGCCGGUACUUGCAAUAUUGUGUAAGUCAUCUCUAUGGGCUUUGAAGGCACCUGUGACUUUGAGCUCGGCGUCUGGAGGUCUAUCCCAGUCUUCACUCAGUCCCGGGUCCAUGCUCUUUCGCCUAGCAAUACCUCAAUUGUUGUUGGCAAUCAUGGCUUUGACCAGCUAUCACGUCCAGAUUAUUAACCGAAUAUCGUCUGGAUAUCCGUUGUGGUACUGGUUCUUAGUAUCCGGUGCCAUGGUCAAUCUUCAGGAUCCUCGUAAGCGCCAUCGCAGCCUAGCGGUCGCGGCUCAGGCAAUGGUGGUCUAUGCGUUGAUCCAAGGGGUUCUCUUUGGUUCUUUCUUGCCCCCUGCUUGA